AUGGCACCUCAAAACGACUCUCAAGCAGGCACUUCUGUUCGGCCAACCAGCGACAUCUCGUCCGACAUGGAUCCAGCCCCCCGAGAAACGACAGUUGCAGCGGAACCCGUGGCUGAAAAGAAGGAGAGCAAUAGUGCAACUCAUAUGUCAGGCUGGCCACUCGGACUAUUACUAUUCGGCCUCUUCCUCGUCAUUCUGAUCGUCACUCUCGACAUCUCCAUCGUCGCUGUCGCAGUUCCUCGAAUAACUGAUGAGUUCCAAACGAUCAAAGACAUUGGCUGGUACCCGGCCGCCUUCUUGAUCACGCAAUGUACCCUGCUUCCUCUGGCCGGCCGAAUAUACACUUUCUUCCCAUUCAAGGUCUGCUUUCUGGCCUUUCUUGCUGUCUUCGAACUGGGCUCGCUUCUAUGCGGAGUCGCUCAGUCCUCGAUGAUGCUGAUCAUCGGUCGGGCAGUCUGCGGCAUCGGCGGCUCCGGACUCAUCAACGGCGCGCUCGCCAUUGUCGGCAUUGCAGCCUCUCCAGAAAAGCGUCCUCUGAUGAUGGGUCUAUUCAUGGCUGUCUCGAGCUGCGGCCAGAUCGUCGGCCCAUUGAUCGGCGGUGCGCUGACGGAGCACGUGAGUUGGCGCUGGUGCUUCUAUAUCAACUUACCGGUAGGGGGAGUCACCACCAUCAUCUUCCUCUUCAUCCGCUUUCCACCCUCCGACAAGAAGACCUGGACCUCGAAAAGCCUUUUCUGGGAUCUGGAUCUUCCAGGCUUCGCCGUCUUUGCCCCAGCCUGUGUCAUGUUACUGCUGUCCAUCACCUGGGGCGAUACCGAAUACCCCUGGAAGUCAGCCACAAUAAUCGGACUGUUGUGUGGGUCCGUCGGAAUGUUCGCCGUCUUCAUUCUAUGGGAGAUACGACAAGGAGAGCAAGCGAUGAUUCCGCCACCAAUCAUGAAGCUGAGAGCAGUCUAUAGCUCCUGCAUCACCGCCUGCUUCCAGGGGGGAAGCAUGCUUAUCCUCACCUAUUACCUCGUUUUGUGGUUCCAGAUCAUCAAGGACGCCAGUCCGGCCCAGAGUGGGGUCUACACGCUGCCGAGUUUCCUCGGACAGGUGCUGUUCUCGGUUCUGACAGGUAUUGCCAUGAUGAAGAUUCGUUAUGCUUUGGCACCACUAGUCCUCGGCAAUGUACUCACCAUUGUCAGCUACGGAAUGUUCAGCACCUUCAACCCAUCGACCGGGUCUGCCGACUGGAUAGGCUGGCAGGUCAUGGCUGGCUCUGGCCGAGGCAUGGCCCUCCAAAUCCCUCUAUUAGUGGUCCAAGGUGCAAUCUCCAAAGCCGACCUAGCGACAGGCACAUCGGUGAUAGUCUGGGCUCAGUUCCUAGGUGGCAGCAUCAUCCUAACUGUGGCGCAAAGCGUCUUUGUGUCCUUCCUGCGCGCUGCCCUGCGGCGCUACGUGCCCACGUUGGAUGCAUCGGCGGCAAUUGAAGCAGGCGCAACCAACUUCAUCGCCUCUGUGCCGCCAGAGCUCCACGCCGCGGUGCUGGCCGCGUACAAUCGCGCCAUCACCCACGUCUUCUACUUGGGCGUCGCGGUGUCCGGGAUCGCGCUGCUCACCUCCUUCGGAAUUGGGACGGUCACGGUACAGGCGGGCGGUGCUUUGAAGGCUGGCAAGACAGAUGCGGCGGUGGCUGAAACGGGAGGAAAGACAGAAACGGUGAAGGCAGAGCCUGAGAAAGCAUAA
Cyphellophora europaea CBS 101466 is the source of this 1728-nucleotide messenger RNA. RefSeq lists its product as uncharacterized. The coding region runs from base 1 to 1728 and encodes 575 amino acids. The record is from RefSeq and is a predicted model, not a curated record. Gene Ontology annotation, biological process: transmembrane transport. NCBI's taxonomy places the organism in Eukaryota, Fungi, Ascomycota, Eurotiomycetes, Chaetothyriales, Cyphellophoraceae. Gene Ontology annotation, molecular function: transmembrane transporter activity. The transcript has 3 exons.